UGGCGAAGAUCAUGCGCAAGUUCGAGAAGAUAUUUCCAGACGACCAACCGCUCGGCCUGCCACCCAAACGCCCACACGAUCACAAGAUUGAGCUGGAACUAGGAGAGCAACCGACCGUCCGAUCGCAAUGGAGGCUGAGUCAACUAGAGCUGAUGGAGCCGCGUACGCAAAUGGACUAUCUGAUGGAGAAGAAAUUUAUUCGCCCGUCCACGUCCCCCUACGCCGCGCCGAUUCUCUUCACCCCCAAAAAGGACGGAGGGCUUCGGAUGUGUACCAAAUAUCAUGCACUCAACAAAAUCACCAAGUUGCGUUACCCGAUUCCACGAGUCGACGACCUCAUCGACCAACUUCGCAGGGCCAGGAUUUUUUCCAAGAUUGAUCUACGAUGAGAUUACAGUACCACCAGAUCCGUAUC
Molecule: messenger RNA, 415 nt
Organism: Closterium sp. NIES-67
Lineage: Eukaryota; Viridiplantae; Streptophyta; Zygnematophyceae; Desmidiales; Closteriaceae
Source: the annotation of a GenBank genome assembly